CGUCUCCUGGGCCCCGCUCUGAUCUCAGCCGGCUCUCGGCCGAGCGCCGCGGCUCCACUUCCGCCCCCCAGCCCGGGCUCCCGCGCUCGCCGGAAGCGGCCGGUUGCCAUGGUGACUGUGUACACAGCCGGGCUGCGGGGCGCGCCGCCAGGGCUGAUGCUUCGGCCGCGAUGAUGACCACUGAACAUUUUGCUGCUCUCUCCUUUGUAGCCAGAAUGGGCACUAGGAAAAAAGUCCACGCCUUUGUCCGUGUCAAGCCCACCGAUAACUUUCCCCAUGAGAUGAUCAGAUAUGGAGAUGACAAUAAGAGCAUUGACAUUCUCUUAAAAAAAGAUACUCGGAGAGGAGUUGUCAAUAACCAGCAGACAGACUGGUCCUUCAAGCUGGAUGGAGUUCUCCAUGAUGCGUCUCAGGACUUAGUGUACGAGACGGUCGCAAAGGAUGUGGUUUCUCAGGCCCUCGAUGGCUACAAUGGCACCAUCAUGUGUUAUGGGCAGACGGGAGCUGGCAAGACAUACACCAUGACGGGGGCCACUGAGAAUUACAAGCACCGGGGGAUCCUCCCUCGUGCCCUGCAGCAGGUGUUUAGGAUGAUUGAAGAACGCACCACGCAUGCCAUCACCGUGCGCGUUUCCUACCUGGAAAUCUACAACGAAAGCCUGUUUGACCUGCUGUCCACUCUGCCCUAUGUUGGACCCUCAGCCACACCAAUGACCAUCGUUGAAAACCCUCAAGGGGUCUUCAUUAAGGGUUUGUCAGUCCACCUCACGAGUCAGGAGGAAGACGCGUUCAGUCUGCUUUUUGAGGGAGAGACCAACAGGGUUAUUGCCUCCCACACAAUGAACAAAAACUCCUCCAGGUCACACUGCAUUUUCACCAUCUACGUGGAGUCCCACUCUCGAACCUUGUCGGACGAGAAGUACAUCACUUCCAAAAUCAACCUGGUGGAUCUAGCCGGCUCCGAAAGGCUUGGGAAGACUGGGUCUGAGGGCCGAGUCCUGAAGGAAGCCACCUACAUCAACAAGUCUCUGUCGUUCUUGGAGCAGGCCAUCAUUGCCCUGGGAGACCAGAAGAGGGACCACAUCCCCUUCAGGCAGUGCAAGCUCACCCACGCCCUGAAGGACUCGUUAGGGGGAAAUUGCAAUAUGGUCCUUGUGACUAACAUCUAUGGAGAAGCUGCUCAGUUAGAAGAAACGCUGUCGUCACUGCGGUUUGCCAGCAGGAUGAAGUUGGUCACAACCGAGCCUGCUAUCAAUGAGAAGUAUGAUGCUGAGCGAAUGGUCAAGAAUCUGGAGAAGGAGCUGGCGCUGCUCAAGCAGGAGCUCGCCAUCCACGACAGCCUGGCCAACCGAACCCUGGUGAACUAUGACCCUAUGGAUGAAGUCCAGAUUGCAGAAAUCAACUCCCAGGUGCGGAGAUACCUGGAGGGGACUCUGGACGAGAUCGACAUAAUCAACCUCAGGCAGAUCCAAGAAGUGUUUAACCAGUUCCGGGUGGUUCUGAGCCAACAGGAACAGGAAAUAGAGUCUGCACUGCGCAGAAAGUACACCCUUAUAGACAAGAAUGAUUUUGCUGCCAUUUCUGCUGUCCAGAAGGCAGGGCUUGCAGAUGUUAAUGGACACCUGGUGGGUGAGCCUGAUGGACAGGGCUUUGGCCUGGGGGUCAUCCCUUUCUCGUUCAAACCUGGAAAGAAAAUCAAGUCCAAGAAGACAUUCAAAGAUCAGCUCAGCAUCCCGGUAAGAAAGGAAGGUGCCAGCAGCCCUCUGAGUACCAAGGAGUUGGAUAUCUCCCCCUCCAAGACUCAGCUCAUCCUGCCCCCCAGGGAUGGGGAUGUCAAAGACAUGAGGGACCGGGAGACCUCCAGCACUGAGCCCUUUCCCUCAGACUCUCCGAAAGAGGAGUUGCGUCCGCCCAGGCCCAGCACCCCACCCUCCAAGCCUGUGGCCUUUGAAGACUUUAAGAAUGAGCGAGGUAGUGAGAUCAACCGCAUUUUCAAAGAAAACAAAUCCAUCUUGAAUGAACGGAGAAAAAGGGCAAGUGAGACCACACAGCGCAUCAACGCUAUCAAGCAAGAGAUCGACACAACCAAGGAGGCGCUAAACGUCCAGAAGGCCCUGCGGGAGAAGCAAGGUGAAUAUGAGAACAAGGGGCUGAUGAUCAUCGAUGAGGAGGAAUUCCUGCUGAUACUGAAGCUCAAAGACCUCAAGAAGCAGUACCGUGCCGAGUACCAGGACCUGCGCGACCUCAGGGCUGAGAUCCAGUACUGCCAGCAUCUGGUCGACCAGUGUCGCCACCGCCUGCUCACGGAGUUUGACAUCUGGUAUAAUGAGUCCUUCUUCAUCCCGGAGGACUUGCAGGUGGCACUUAAGUCAGGUUGCAGCAUCCGGCCGGGUAUGGUGCCUAUUAACAGGGUUGUGUCUCUGGGCGAAGAUGACCAGGACAAAUUCAGCCAGCUACAGCAGACGAUGCUGCCUGAGGGGCCCGAGUCUGUCUCCUUCUACAAUGCCAAAGUGAAGACAGAGCAAAAGCACAACUACUUGAAAGCCAUUACAGGUCUCCAGCAAGUGAAUAAAAAAUAGUGAGCGAUCACCGGUACCCUGAAGCACUCCCAGAAGUCCUGGCUGCCGUAAUGGAGCUGCUAAGCCACCGCCCAGGCUUCAGUGACUUGGCUUCAGAGAUGGGGCCCAGCCCAGAGAACACACGGUGGCUGCCUGCUGGGAGAAGCAACCUUUCAAGCAGAUUUCUGUUCAUCUUCACAGAACGUUUUGGUUGUAGUUCACUGAUGCAUGGAGACACGAUAAAUUAACUCUCUAGUUGGAA
Molecule: messenger RNA, 2820 nt
Organism: Erinaceus europaeus (western European hedgehog)
Lineage: Eukaryota; Metazoa; Chordata; Mammalia; Eulipotyphla; Erinaceidae
Gene: KIF9
Product: kinesin family member 9
Exons: 21
Coding region: 171-2579 (802 amino acids)
Biological process (GO): microtubule-based movement
Molecular function (GO): microtubule binding; microtubule motor activity; ATP binding
Source: RefSeq, a predicted model, not a curated record